UCACCAUGUUUAAACUUAAAAUUCAUGAAAAUUAAACCACUUUAGUGGCUAAAAUAACAAAAAUUGUGUUUGAGAAAACAUUUGUACCCAAAUCAAAUCAAAUCGCCGUCAGCUUCUUCCUAAAUCAAAUUUUCGGCGCUUUAAUCUGCAUCUACACCUUCUUUACUCACUCACUGAUUCAAACGGAGAUAUAGUGAUGCACAAGUCAAGGGUCAUGAAGGCCGGGAAAGACCGAAAAGUAGAGUUUAAUGACGAUAGUGCUUGGUGGUGGUUGACUCGGAGUGGUAUUUCAGCUCCAUUCGUAUGUGUUAGUUUAUUUGCAAUUCUUGUGCGUGUUGCCGUGUCUCUGCAUCCGUAUUCUGGAGCUGGUGAUCCACCCAAAUUUGGAGAUUUUGAAGCACAAAGGCAUUGGAUGGAGAUAACGACUAAUCUUCCGGUUAAGGAAUGGUAUCACAACAGCACUAAAAAUGAUCUUAGUUACUGGGGACUUGAUUACCCACCACUUACUGCUUAUCAGAGUUAUGUUCAUGGUCUUGCUCUAAGUUUUUUCCAUCCAGAAUCGGUUUCACUAUAUACUUCACGUGGCCAUGAAUCCUAUUUUGGAAAACUGCUAAUGAGGUGGACAGUAUUAACCUCUGAUGUCCUCAUAUUCUUUCCUGCAGUUUUGUGGUUUAUUGUAGUCUAUGCAGGCCAAUUGAGACGGCCUAAAAGUAACUUAGCAUGGCUUGUUGCAAUGAUUUUACUGAACCCGUGCCUCAUCCUCAUAGAUCAUGGUCAUUUUCAGUUUAACUGCAUAAGCUUAGGACUUAGUGUUGGAGCUGUUGCCGCUGUACUUUGCGACAGAGAUCUUGUGGCUUCGUUUUUGUUCAGUCUUGCCCUCAACCACAAACAGAUGAGUGCUUAUUAUGCUCCUGCCUUUUUCAGCCAUUUACUGGGUAAAAGCCUAAAACGUCAACAUCCACUUCUCGAGGUAUCAAAAUUAGGCGUAGUGGUUGUAGGAACAUUUACUCUUGUUUGGUGGCCCUAUCUUCAGUCCAGAGUUGCAGUUUUGGAGGUUUUAUCCCGCCUAGCCCCCUUUGAAAGGGGAAUAUACGAGGACUACGUCGCUAAUUUUUGGUGCACAACCUCCGUCCUUGUUAAAUGGAAGCGGUUGUUCACCACACAGUCGCUUAAACUAUUAAGUCUUACUAUGACAGUUUUGUCAUGUCUUCCUUCCAUGGUUCUGCAGAUACAGGCUCCUAGUAACCGAGCUUUUCUCUAUGGACUGCUUAAUAGUGCUUUCUCGUUCUAUUUGUUCUCAUUUCAAGUACAUGAGAAGUCUAUUCUUCUGCCGCUUUUGCCAGCAAGCAUGUUAGCCAUAGAAGAACCAUUCCUUUUUCAAUGGUUUGCGCACUUUGCCUUACUCUCUAUGUUCCCCCUCUUAUGUCGUGACAAAUUAUUUCUUCCAUACAUCGCUCUCUAUGGUAUCUUCAUCUGCAUAUACUAUGCCCCCAAUGGAAAAUCCAACACACCAAAGACUAGUUCUUCCUCUCGUUUAACAUCAUUACUGAUUUCUUUUAUCCUUUUAUUAUCUCUUGUUCUUCACAUUAUUUACGUGACCUUAAUUCCUCCAAAGAAAUAUCCUUUUCUUUUUGAGGCCAUCAUCAUGCUUCACUGUUUCUCUCAAUUUGUUUUGGUUUUUGUUUACUCGAACCGAAAGCAAUGGAUUUUGUUGAAUCAAUCACCAGCUGGAACAAAGGAAAAAAAGUUUUGACACUGCAAGUUCAUCUAGGGAUUUUUCCUAUCAUUUGGUUUUGAUAUUGUGUUGUACUUCUGAUUUCUUGUUAAGCGUCUUCCAUUAACAAUUAUUUCCUUUCUAGUACUGAAGUUAGUUUUCGAGUUAAAAAUAUUUUUAAUUUAGUCCCUACACAUGUUAGGAUCACUGGUCCAUGAUUUGUAACAGAUGUAUGUAACACGUAUUACUUGAUCAAAGAUACAUUUGGCACUGGACUACAACACCAUUGCAACUGUAACUAGAAUUGGAUGAUAGCGAUGUUUGUAAUUAGAAAGCUUGUGAGCCGUCAUUAUUCAAAGUUGAGGUAUUGAAACUCA
Molecule: messenger RNA, 2091 nt
Organism: Erigeron canadensis
Lineage: Eukaryota; Viridiplantae; Streptophyta; Magnoliopsida; Asterales; Asteraceae
Product: probable dolichyl pyrophosphate Man9GlcNAc2 alpha-1,3-glucosyltransferase
Exons: 7
Coding region: 197-1753 (518 amino acids)
Biological process (GO): protein N-linked glycosylation
Cellular component (GO): endoplasmic reticulum membrane
Molecular function (GO): dolichyl pyrophosphate Man9GlcNAc2 alpha-1,3-glucosyltransferase activity
Source: RefSeq, a predicted model, not a curated record